Miscanthus lutarioriparius is the source of this 930-nucleotide messenger RNA. NCBI's taxonomy places the organism in Eukaryota, Viridiplantae, Streptophyta, Magnoliopsida, Poales, Poaceae. The record is from the annotation of a GenBank genome assembly.
AUGGAGGAAGACGAGCAGGCGCGGCCCGAGAGGAACAACAAGGAGAAGGUGCCGGUGCCCGAGCCGGAGCCGGAGCCGCCUCGGUGCGGCAGGCACCCGUCCCAGCUCCUCACGGGCAUCUGCUCCUCCUGCCUCAUGGAGCGCCUCUCCUCGGUGUGGGACCAGCCCGAGUCCGAGAUCGUCGAGGUCGCCGCCGCGGAGCCCGCCGAGGGCUCCGGCGCCGCGGACCGGGGCAGGCUGCGCAAGACACUCAUGCUGCUCUUCCAGCUCGACGACUCCACCGGCGGUGGCGGCGCGCGUCCGUCGGAAGGGCCGCAGUCGUUGGCGGAGUUCCAGUCGGGUUCCGGAGAAGGAGGUCGAGGGGGCAAGCGGAAGGGCCCCGGGUCGUGGCUCCGGUCGAUUCGUCUGCCGAGGGGAGCGUUGCGGUGGAGGAGGAAUGGGCCGGCGGCCUCUGCCAAGGAGCCGCCCUCGAUGCCGCCGCGCGGGGUGGCGGUGGCGGAUCCGAGCGCCAGCGACGACGGCGGAGCGCAGGUGGAGCGGAAGCCGAGCUUCCGUCGCUCGUGCGAGUGGAUGGCGUCCCGGGACCGGGACCCGAGCAGAGGCUCCCUGGAGCCGCCCCGCCACUCGUGGGACGGGUCGAUGGUGGGCAGGGCGUUCGCGUGCUCCUUCGCCUGCUUAGAGGAGCCGGAGCCGCCGGAGGAUGGAGCGAGGAGGGUGAGGAGCAAUGCGGAGGAAGCGGUCGGGGAGGCCCGCGCCGUGGCUGCUGAGAGCAGGAAUGGCGGGCACUCGGACUCGGCUGAUGCAGGGGGCGAUGGGCGGCGUCUGAGUCUCAGGGGAAGGAGCUCUUGUGACACUGGGAUGGAGAUGGCCGUCUCUGGUGUUGGGAGACGGAGGUCUAACAGGUGGAGCAGGUGUGGGAUCGGAGCAUAA